Molecule: messenger RNA, 1160 nt
Organism: Cotesia glomerata
Lineage: Eukaryota; Metazoa; Arthropoda; Insecta; Hymenoptera; Braconidae
Exons: 2
Coding region: 166-1053 (295 amino acids)
Source: RefSeq, a predicted model, not a curated record
UUGAUUUAGUAAAGCCAGGUAACUAAAACCAUAUAGAUAUAUUUUAUAUUUGUAUGUUUACUAUACACUACAUUAUUUUAAAAAAAGAAACGAGCUUCAGUUAGUGGUCAGACGUUCGACCGUGCACUUGUAAUUUUAUUUUUUCAAAAAAUUUCCUGAGCAAAAAUGCCGAGAGUAAGUAAAAUUUCGCGAGAAGACCGUCAAAGUGGAAGGAUCUAUUUGUGUCGAUCAAAAAAAAGAUCAAACCCGAAUAAAAAAAUAAAAGAUGAGGCUACCACCAAAAGUGCUUCGGCGAAGAAAAUAAAACUAAAUACGAGUGCUAGUGUACCGGAAGAUGUUGAAAAACAUUUUAGAAUCAUAGAUUUUUUGCUUGUGUUUUCAACCAUCGCAAGUUUAGUAAAAUGUGCUCAGUGUGAUGGUUCAAUCGAGUUCAAGAGCUGUAAAAAAGAAGGACUUGGCUUCCAAAUCCAAGUCAAAUGUACAAAUUGUGAUCCACGCUUUAUACCGUCGAGUGAGAAAACUGAUCAUCGCUAUGAAAUCAACACUCGUUUUGCCUUUGUAAUGCGUACAUUAGGUUUGGGUUUAGCAGGCUGCAAUAAAUUUUGCGGGCUCAUGGACAUAGCAAGUAGUUUUCUAUCAAAACAAUCUUAUUUGGAUCUCAUGAAAUCUAUUUGCUGCAGCAUCGAAACGACUGCUGAGAAAUUUCUUGUCUCCGCCGCAGACGAAGAAAAACAGCUAACACGUGCAAAUUCGGAGUCAGACACUUUGACUGUUUCUGGUAAAUUUGCAUCUUAUGUAGCUGCAUGCACAUUCAAUGAAGGUGCUGGUGCUCUUCUAACUUUUCUGUCUGACAUGGACGGCAGUGUCGGCCCAAGCGCUCACGAGUAUGCAUCAUCUACGGACAGCAAUCGCAUUGAUAGGGCCGAGUUCCAAGCUGUGCAGCAGAGCAAAGAAGCCAGAAUAAAACGAAGACUUAAAAAAAAACAGGCUGAAAACAUCGACAAUGCUGAAGGAUGUGUGCUGUAUGGAGCUGGAAUUGAUGAUUCUGUAUAAUUUCCGGCCGAGUUACAGUGAACACCGCAAAUUGUUUUUUUUUUCAAGACGUUCUGGGGGAAGCUCUGUCACGGGCUAAUGGUUUAAUAUUUUUGCAUGAAAAAUUA